GUGCUACACCCCUCGGCGAAGCGUUUCCGCCAAGAUGGUUGUCGGUGCCUUCCCUAUCGCCAAGCUCCUCUACCUUGGAGUGCGGCAGCUGAGCAAACCCGUGGCCAACAGGAUAAAGGCAGGAGCCCGACGAAGCGAGUUUUUCAAGAAUUACAUCUGCCUGCCCCCGGCUCAGAUUUACCACUGGAUCGAGAUGAGAACCAAGAUGCGGAUCAUGGGGUUUCGGGGUUCUACCAUUAAGCCGCUGAAUGAAGAGGCGGCUGCUGAGCUGGGCGCAGAGCUGCUGGGAGAGGCGAUCAUCUUCCUCAUUGGCGGUGGCUGCAUGGUGCUGGAGUACACCAGGCAGGCUGCCAACUCACGCCGCAAAGAAGAGGAGCUAAAUGAAACUAUCACCAACCUACAGACUCAGCUCGGCGAGCUAAGCCUGGCCACAGAGACAUUAGAUGCCCAGCUGAGAGAAAUCAACAGGUUACUGCUGUCCUUUCCUGCUCCCACCCAAAAAUGAUUAGAUUGAUUCUUGUCUCGGUGGCAUGGGCCUGUUUGACAGUCUGUCUGUGUGCGAAGGAAGAAGAGUGCCCGACGUAGCACUGCCAUAUGUACAGCCUGAUAACAGCCCUGCCUCAUGCGGUUUACCCCUGCCCUCAGUGUUGGGUGCAACGGGUAGACCUGAGCAUACUUGUGCGUUGUGGUUUUGGGUGCUAUCAUCAGCUCAUGUUUUGAGCAACCAGUUCUAAAGGGGAUUGCUAUGAUAUUCAUAGUAUUUAUAUGCCUGAUUUUGCAUGUUCAUUACAAGCGACUGAACAUAAACAACAACAGCAAGGCAAUGGUAAACUUGGAUGUUGCUAUGUGUGAUUAAUUGGUUGUAUUUCAGUGAUAUUUUGGGGGAAAACCAGCACUUGUAAGGAAAUGAAUGGUGAUUUCCAUACUCCCUUGGGCUUGAAUCGUCUGUGAGGCGCCAUCGCUUGAUAAUGUCUGGUGCCAUUUGAAGAUAAGAAACAUAUCUUGCACUACAGUAAAGGUAAAAUCAGACUAAGCUACAACCAUUUUGCCAUAGUUGACCUAUAAGUCAUACCCCAGUUUCAGUUUCAUAGACAUGUGUAGUAUUUAUUUACAUCUCACUUCCCCUUACUGGUUGAGAGUUUGUGUACAUUGCAGGCUAUAGUAUAUAACUGUAAAUGGAUGAUGUAAAAUAAAUUAAAAAGAUAAAUGGUUUAAAUA
Myripristis murdjan (pinecone soldierfish) is the source of this 1218-nucleotide messenger RNA. It is a transcript of the gene opa3, whose product is annotated as outer mitochondrial membrane lipid metabolism regulator OPA3. The transcript has 2 exons. Gene Ontology annotation, cellular component: mitochondrion. Gene Ontology annotation, biological process: regulation of lipid metabolic process. NCBI's taxonomy places the organism in Eukaryota, Metazoa, Chordata, Actinopteri, Holocentriformes, Holocentridae. The record is from RefSeq and is a predicted model, not a curated record. The coding region runs from base 35 to 505 and encodes 156 amino acids.